Centruroides sculpturatus (bark scorpion) is the source of this 1902-nucleotide messenger RNA. RefSeq names its product F-box only protein 21-like. The coding region runs from base 137 to 1438 and encodes 433 amino acids. The record is from RefSeq and is a predicted model, not a curated record. The transcript has 10 exons. Lineage: Eukaryota; Metazoa; Arthropoda; Arachnida; Scorpiones; Buthidae. Gene Ontology annotation, molecular function: DNA binding.
UUCAUUUUAAAAAAUAUUUUGCAGAUCAAAUAAUUUAACAAUUAAAUACUAUGCCCAACGAGUUCUUAGAUAUAUUCGUCACGAAUGCCUUCAAAUCACUUGGAAAAAUUUUCUUAGCCUUCCUUCUUCUUUACAAAUGCUAGAGAAAGGUGCAAUAUUAUUAGCUCAGUGGUGUCAACCUACUGAAAGAAUAUCUGAAGAUGAUGUCAUAUCACAGUUGGAAUAUUUAACACAUUUAACGAAAAAUGAAUUACAAAUAAGGCAUCCAAAGCAUCCUUUAUUGCAAACAGAAUUAAUUAGAAGAGAUGUGUCAUUGGAAAAUUCACUUUGGCAACCAGCUGACUGUAGAAGUAUUUUGUCUUGUAUUACUACUGUUCUUUUUAACCAACAAGAAUUUAAUGGAAAUCGUGAUGACUAUUAUUCUGCUCUGAAUUCCUAUAUCGAUCAGGUACUUACCCGAAAAACAGGAAUACCCAUUACUUUAUGCAUAAUUUAUGCAUCUAUUGCAAGGAGGCUUGGUGUUGUUUGUCACCCUGUUAAUUUUCCCGGACAUUUUCUUCUGAAGUGGCAAGAACAUCCCAGUUUGCCAACAGAUCAGAAGUAUACUUUUAUUGAUGCUUUUGAUUAUGGAAAAUUUUUAAGUCAGAAAGAUUGCAAAGAUUUAGUACCUGGUUAUUAUUCUCCAAUGGCAGAAAAUUGGUAUAAUACAAUUGAGCCAAUUCAGGUUUUUAAAAGAAUGUGCUGGAAUCUUGUUGAUGUGGGAAGACAGCAAGAAAGUAUGGGAGACGGAUUAAUGUGUCUUCGAAAUGCCUUGGAGCUCCUUGCCAUUCUUAGCCCAGACGAUGUAGAACAUCAGUUGCUACUUGCUCGGGUAUAUCUACAUCUGAACAUUAAUUUAACAAAAGUAAUGUCGCUUCUCCAAGGAAUAUCGUCUCGAGAUCCCACUUCGGUAGGAAUCGUGGAUUAUGUUUGUCAAGCGGCCCAAAGCCAAAUGGCUCUACAAAGGAGUCAUCAACAGACUAAAAAGGUCAAAAUAAAACACCGUAACAACAAUCUGAACAUUGAAUAUGCAGUUGGAAUGAUUAUGAGACACAAAAAAUAUAAUUAUAUCUGUGUUAUUUACGGUUGGGAUCCUAUUUGUGAAGCUAGUCGAGAUUGGAUAUAUCAAAUGGGAGUGUAUAAUUUACCCCAUAAAGAAAAACAACCUUUUUAUAAUGUUUUAGUCGAAGAUGGUUCCAAUCGCUAUGCAGCUCAAGAAAAUCUUGAACUAACUGAAUAUCCAAAACCUAUAUCACACCCAGAAAUAGGAAAAUAUUUUCAACAUUAUUGUACUACUCAUUAUGUGCCAAAUGAAGAAAAAGAAGCUGAAUAUCCAGAAGAUAAAUCUAUAAGAGAAGAAGUCAUUGCAAAACAUUUUCCACAAGAAAGAGAAGAUUAGAUUAUCUAAAUUUCAUCUUGUAAAGUAAACAUUUUGCAUUCAAGAUUUAUCAUUCCACUUUUGGAAAAAAAAAUGUGAUUUCUCUAAUCUAUUUAUGAAGAGAGGGAUAUAUUCUUGAAGCAGAUAAGAUUUUAAUAUGAUGUACAUAUGAAUACUUGAACAUAUUGCAUCUUUGUAUCAUAUGGAUUGUUAAAUGAACUAAUAACUGCAAUUUAUAUAAAGCCACUAAUAUUUUAACAUUUCCAUCUGCUUAAAAUUAUUCUUAAUCAGUGCAAUGUUUUGGUAUUGUGAUUAAUUUUUUUAAAAUAAAUCACUAAUGCAUAUGAAAUUGAAAUUAUAUGCAUUAUUUUGCCACUUUUUACCAAAAAUAUAUGUAUAGAAUGUUCUGUAAAAAGUGGAAAUUUAUUUUGUUUAAUGUAAAGUCAUUUUCCAUUAUUAAAAAGUGCAAUUUAAUGAAAUUGCAU